CAAACGGCGUUAAAGUAAAUUCAUCCUCUUAAAAUUGAUCUAGGAACCGAAAAACAGUAUUGAUCAAUAAAUACAUCGGAAACAACUAGCAGAAAGCUUCUGCUUCCUUACUAAUCAAGGGCAAUUUAACGGUGCAAGUCCCUGGUGUGAAGCUGGGCUUAUCGUGACCAACUGGGCAAGAUGUCCGUUUGAGAAAGAAUGGCUUAUCAGGCAGCACUGGAGUGAUCUUUAUAGUCUGUGAUAGUGUCUUUGUAAUGAGGUACAACUCUGUAAACUCUCUGUGAAGAAAGCAAAUUACCUCCCUUGGAUAAAGGAAAAAUAAUUUUAUAAAAGAGGAUUGUAAAAAAACUGCUGGUCGGGAUUUUUCAAGAAAAAUGGCAAGUUUCUUUAGAAGAAAGCGUAGCCUUAUAUGUAAAUUAGUAAUAGGAUUACCUGCAUUGUGGCUGGUUAUAGUGAUAUUUUUAAGUUUUCAAAAUACGGAUAAUGAUCCUCCGUUUCGCGAAAACCAGCAUCACGAGCAUAAUAUCGCGAAAAAAGACGUGCAGAAUUCCGGCGGUGGCGGAGUUUUUGAAGGAUUCCAAAAUCCAAUCAAUAAAUUUAAUCGGAUGGUUGAACCAUUUAAUCCUUUUGUAACUCAUAAAGAUAAACCAAAGAAUGAAAUACAAAACAUGGAUCAAGAAGGUUUACAUCCGCCUGCAGAUAUUGGAAAUCCUGACGAUUUAAUCGUACAUCAGGCGUAUGAUGCUUCCGAAAAAUACAGAGAUGUGGCACCCAACGCACCAGGUGAAAAUGGUGAGGGUGUAAACAUAGACAAAGAGAAAUUGUCCCCGGAAGAACGAAAGAAAUAUGACGAUGGCUGGCAAAAUAAUGCUUUCAACCAGUACGUCAGCGACCAGAUCUCGUUGCAUCGAAGUCUAAAAGAUGUUCGAGACGAAGAGUGCAAAACUUUGAAAUACAGAAGAAAACUCCCAGACACAAGUGUUGUUGUCUGUUUCCACAACGAGGCAUGGACGGUGUUGUUACGUACAUUUCACAGUGUCCUCGACAAAACUCCCCCAGAGCUGCUAAGGGAGAUCAUCCUUGUUGACGACUUUUCUGAUAAAGACUUCCUGAAGACACAGUUGGAAGACUACAUCAAGGACUACCCCAAAGUCAAGAUCGUGCGUACAAAACAGCGCGAGGGGUUGAUACGAGCGAGACUGCUGGGUUUCUCUGCGGCCAAGGGAGACGUUGUGACCUUCCUCGAUUCCCACUGCGAAUGUGCAGCAGGAUGGAUUGAACCAUUGCUCGACAGAAUUGCAGAGAAUAAAAGCAACGUUGUGUGUCCUGUGAUAGAUGUCAUCGAAGACGACUCAUUCAAGUUCCAGUACGGGAAUGCCCGCUCUACAAGUAUUGGUGGAUUUGAUUGGAACCUGCAGUUUAACUGGCAUGCCAUCCCAGAGUACGAACGGAAACGACGCAAUAACAAGGAUUAUUUACCUGUUAGGAGCCCUACUAUGGCAGGUGGCCUGUUCUCAAUAUCGAGGGAGUAUUUUGAGAAGCUAGGUGCUUAUGACCCAGGAAUGGACAUCUGGGGCGGGGAAAACCUUGAACUGUCUUUCAGGGUUUGGAUGUGUGGUGGAACAUUAGAGAUCGUUCCUUGUUCUCACGUCGGCCAUAUUUUCCGCAAGCGAUCCCCGUAUAAAUGGCGAGGAGGCGUCAAUGUGGUGAAGAAAAACUCCAUACGACUUGCCGAAGUGUGGAUGGAUGAAUUUAAACAGUAUUACUACGAACGCUUUAAUAAUGAUUUGGGUGACUAUGGCGACGUCUCAGAGAGAAAGGCUUUAAGAGAACGGCUCCAGUGCAAGAGUUUCAGUUGGUUUGUCCACAACGUCUACCCCGACUUAUUCGUGCCUGGAGAGUCCAUUGCUUCUGGAGAGAUAAGGAGCCGAGCCAAACCAAUGUGCGUGGACAGUGCUGUUGAUUCACAAAACUACCACAAACCCGUGAACAUGUGGCCCUGCCAUAACCAAGGGGGGAACCAGUACUGGAUGUUGAGUAAAAAUGGAGAAAUUCGCCGAGAUGAUGGAUGCCUUGACUUCUCCGGAGGGGAGAGCGUGAUUAUCUACCCGUGUCACGGACAGAAGGGCAACCAGGAAUGGAACUAUAGAGAGGACAAUACAGUUAUACAUGUCAACACCAACAAAUGUAUGACGGUGUCACUAGAUGGCCAAAAACUGCAGAUGGAGAAAUGUACGGGAAUCGACCGACAGCUUUGGACAUGGAAGCGCAAGUCGGCUGAUAGCCAAAAUAUUGUAUGAUAAAAACUAACCCAAGUUAUUAUGCUUAUUAAAUACAUAAUAGUUUGCUGAAAUUGUGUGGGUUAUUUUCUUUCACUUUUCAUACCACCGUUUUUUAAUGUUGAAGUACUUUUAGUUUAUUUUUGAUGAAUUUCUUUAUCAGACAGAAUGUAUUCUUUAUGGAUUGAGAAUAAUUAUCUUCAUUUUUUUAAAAAAAAUCAAAAUUGUGUACCAAUUCUAGAAAUGUACCGAUAACCGGUAAAAAUUUGUUUUCUUACCAUUUUAAUCAAUUUGAUGAUUGUAAAAUAAAUAUUUAAAAUGUGUUCAGAUUUUAUGGAAAAUUACAUUUUAUGAUCCAUAAAUGUCAAGACUGUUACCCAUCUAUCAUUGUAAAUAUACAUUUUUACAUACCCAUGACUAUACAUUGUAGCAAAAAUCUGUGAUUUUGCUCCUAUAUUUGUUUCACGUGUGAUUGAUAUUCGAACCCGGGCCCACAUGUGUGUGGUGGUGUUUUUUAAAUUCAAUUUUGAAAGUGUGAUGUUGAAAAAAAUGGUGUUUUUGUGAUACUUCAUAUUUAUUGCGUAAUUUUAUGAUGCAGACUUACAAUUUUUGAUGUAAAUGAAUUUGUCAUCGGUAUUUUAGGGUGUCUAUUUAAGUUGUUUUAUUUUGAAAUUCUUUCUUGAAAUUUAUGAAAAAUAAUAUUUGUACAGAUAGAAACAUGCUUUUAAUGAAGUAUAAAAUAUUUCCACUGCGACCAUAAGUGAUUAUUAUGCCCCCUUUUGAAAAAAGUGGGGUAUAUUGUUUUGCACAUGUCGGUCGGUCGGUCGGUCGGUCGGUCGGUCGGUCGGUCGGUCGGUCUGUCUGUCGGUCGGUCGGAAUACCAAAUGGUUUCCGAUCAAUAACUUGAGAACGCUUUGACCGAGGGACCUCAUACUUGGUAUGUGUAUUGGUCAUCACCAGCAGAUGAACCCUAUUGAUUUUAAGGUCAGUGGGUCAAAGGUCAAGGUCAGUGUGACCUUUACAUGAAAAACGGUUUCCGAUCAAUAACUUGAGAACGCUUUGACCCAGGGACCUCAUACUUGGUAGGUGUAUUGGUCAUGACCAGCAGAUGAACCCUAUUGAUUUUGAGGUCAGUGGGUCAAAGGUCAAGGUCAGUGUGACCUUAACAUGAAAAACGGUUUCCGAUCAAUAACUUGAGAACGCUUUGACCCAGGGACCUCAUACUAGGUAGGCUUAUUGGUCAUCACCAG
This is a messenger RNA of Mya arenaria, 3529 nucleotides long. RefSeq names its product polypeptide N-acetylgalactosaminyltransferase 5-like. Bases 375 to 2300 code for a protein of 641 amino acids. The transcript has 12 exons. Gene Ontology annotation, cellular component: Golgi apparatus. The record is from RefSeq and is a predicted model, not a curated record. Lineage: Eukaryota; Metazoa; Mollusca; Bivalvia; Myida; Myidae.